CUCCAGCGAAGUGGAUGUGUCGAUAUUUCUUCCUCCUCGCCGAGCUUACUUGAUUACACUCUUCGCCUCCGUUCCAUCGGCAAGAGGGGAAAUUAAACCAAUAAGACCGAGUGUGUGACGUGUGUGGAUAUUUUAUUUUGUUGUCUCCUUUCGCAAAACAAGAUGGAGUCUUACAGUUACGAAGACUUAAACGCUUCCUUCAGCUUGGAGGAGCCGCUCUUCAGCACCUCCGAGUCCAUCGACACUCUGUGUGAAACCUACCUCAACAACAUGGAGACUUACUCCUCCGGUGCCAAGCAUUCACAGAAAAGCCUCUUUGAGGAGAUGGAAGCCUUCUCCAAGAUGGAGAUUCAUGAAUGGAGGGGUGAGGAAUGCGUGGAUUGGGCCGGCAGUGUGUGUCGUCGCCAGGGCCUGGACCAGACCACCGUCGACCUGUGGGCCUUCAGGAACACCUCGGGCAGCCUCCUUCAGCAGUACUCCCUUCAGGACUUCUGCUCGCUCGUCGGAGACAUCUAUGGGCCUCUGUUUUACAACGAGCUUCAGGCACUCCGCAAGCGCAGCGCAGGUUGCAGAAAGGCCCAUGAGUCAGGGAUGUCUCUCUACGGCGGCGGCGACUGCUCCUCCCCGGAAAUGGGCUACCCGAACGACGCGUGGGACCUCACCAGCGAAGACAUCCAGGAGUUGGACCGCUACAUCCGCCACGAGGAGAGCUGGGAUCCUUUGGUGGACAGCCUGCAAUACAUGGACCUUCAGGAGCAGUUUGGACCAAUUAAAUACGAGGAGCCGGCGCUGUGUCCCGAACCCGUGGCCAUGAUCUCGGCAAGCGCAGACGCCAAAGGAGCCAGCGAUCCACUCAAGAAAAUCAGGCCGGAAGCCAAGAAGAGAGAACGCGGCCCGAAGAACUGGGAGUUCGUGAUCCGCCUCUUGGCCGACCCGAGCACCAAUCCCUCGCUCAUUCGCUGGGAGGAGCAGAGUGAGGGAACCUUCCGUCUAGUGCAGCCCACGACCAUCGCCAAGAUGUGGGGCCAGCGCGCCGACAAACCCAAUCUUUCUUAUGAUAACUUUGCUCGGGGAUUGAGAUACCACUACUCGACCGGCGCCCUUCAGCCAGUGUCCGAGAAGCAGCUCGUCUACCGCUGUGGACCGAAAGCUCUUAAAUACUACAUCGAGCUAAAGCGUGGUCAGUGCUAGUUGCAGCGCUAGCGUGACCGCUGCUAGUUCGCGGGUCAUUUUUUUUUUCGAGGGACGCGUUAAGUUUUUGCUUAUUUGUUUGUUGUUAUUUUCUCACGCCCCAUAAUCCCAUCUUCUUCUACAUUGUUGUUGUUUUGUUCUAUUGUCUAUUGCUCCAAGCUAUCGAUUCUGCAUUUGCUCUACUCGCAGUUCUUUCAACCUCUGCUCUUCUCUCGUUUCUCCCUUGUCAUUCUUUUAUCGCUCAGUUUAGAUGAUUUAAACGCUACAAAUCACCCUAAAUCAUCCCUUAUACCUUAUCCACUAAAACAUUUUAGUCACCCUGUUACUUACUCUCCCACUUUUCAUCCUUUUGCUUUCUCAUUUCUCAUCUCCUCUUUCUAAAAUAUCUCCUUUCUUCCUUUCACACCUAUUGUCUCACAAUGCCAGUGUUAAUACAACCCAAAGAUUAAAGAAAAAUAUAUUGAAACGGAAGAAGAAGAAGAAAAAAAAUAGAAACGUAGGCAGCAUAACAGUUAUAAGCCUUAAGAAAAAGACAUGCUAUCUUCACACUUUCCCCUUGAUACUCACUAGGAAAUUUGUGAAAGCUGCUCACCCUCUCACGGCGCUUCCUCUCGGGGUCACGUCUGUACCUGAAUUCUUUUGUUAUUCUAUUUUGUUUUGUAUUUAUUUAAGAUACUUCAACGAGGAAGUACGCUCGAAAAUAUGGCAGUCCUAUACACUAUGUUAUAUGUAUAUAUAUAUAUAU
This is a messenger RNA of Penaeus indicus, 1936 nucleotides long. Its product is annotated as ETS homologous factor-like. NCBI's taxonomy places the organism in Eukaryota, Metazoa, Arthropoda, Malacostraca, Decapoda, Penaeidae. Gene Ontology annotation, cellular component: nucleus. Gene Ontology annotation, biological process: regulation of transcription by RNA polymerase II; cell differentiation. Gene Ontology annotation, molecular function: DNA-binding transcription factor activity, RNA polymerase II-specific; sequence-specific DNA binding. The record is from RefSeq and is a predicted model, not a curated record. The coding region runs from base 163 to 1191 and encodes 342 amino acids. The transcript is spliced from 6 exons.